Molecule: messenger RNA, 474 nt
Organism: Psylliodes chrysocephalus
Lineage: Eukaryota; Metazoa; Arthropoda; Insecta; Coleoptera; Chrysomelidae
Source: the annotation of a GenBank genome assembly
AUGGAAAGAGUGUUAAAACGCGUAGGGCUCGCUAAAAGAACACAAUCAGAUGCGGAAACUAACAUGACCAACAAUGCCGGCGACAACAUUAAAGUGAGGCGACGACGUAGAAGUAAAUCAAGAAGGCACCCCUCCAAGGAAAACAAAAAAACCGGCGGUUUAUUUAAUAUUGAUUGGGAUUCUGUAAAAGACUGUAAAUCCUGCAAAUCGCGAGCGAUCGCUAGGCGAUUUUGCAGUAAAAAGGCCGACAACGAGCUUUAUAGAUCAAACAGCUUCAAAUUCGAACGAUUUAUAAGAGCCAAUGAGGAAAUUUCCACUUUAGGAAAAAAGGUAACGCCGAAGAAAUUAGCUGGAGCUUUACUAAAAACCGCAGAUGCUGAUCCUAAAUAUUCCGUUUUGCCGUAUAUGGAAACUGAAUACAUAAUAUGGCCAAUCGACCUUGCUGUAAUGAAAAUCAUUUGGUAUGCAAAUUGA